Molecule: messenger RNA, 1850 nt
Organism: Trematosphaeria pertusa
Lineage: Eukaryota; Fungi; Ascomycota; Dothideomycetes; Pleosporales; Trematosphaeriaceae
Product: ATPase, V1 complex, subunit H
Exons: 3
Coding region: 99-1556 (485 amino acids)
Biological process (GO): proton transmembrane transport
Cellular component (GO): fungal-type vacuole membrane; vacuolar proton-transporting V-type ATPase, V1 domain
Molecular function (GO): proton-transporting ATPase activity, rotational mechanism
Source: RefSeq, a predicted model, not a curated record
CGAAGAAGCAACACGUCCAGCCUCAACACCACCGCCGCCCGCACCAUAGCGCAUUAGCUCCCCUCUCAUAGCAUCACCCUCUGCGGAGCUCCGCCGCUAUGUCGCUCGAUCCACCGGCAUACCUCUUCACCAUCCAGGCCAACAUUCGCACCCGGCCAAUAUCAUGGGAGGGCGCAAUGCGGGCCAAGACCAUCACGGACGCAGACCUGCAGAAGAUCAAAUCCAUUGACAAGGUGCGAAAAGAAGAGCGGAAACAAAGGAUCGAGGGCGACGUGCAGAGUUUCGUGACGCUGUUGGUGGGUGGGAACGAGUCACAGAGCAUCUUUGAGGCUGCAUCCAAGCGCCAGGACAUCGUGCAGUACAUGCUGGUAUUGAUGGAGGAUCUCAUUAAUGAUAUACCCAGCCUCACAGCAGCUCUUGCACAGCACCCAGAGCCCUUCAAGCCUUUCCUACCAUUACUGAAGGCUUCACCGAACCCCGAAGACCCUAUCCCGCUGCUCGCAUCCUCGGUCCUCUCCAAGUUCCUUGCCUACACCCUCACACACCCUAUCAAGAACGUGUCCCAGAUCGACGAAGCUCUACCCCAGCUCUACAAGUAUCUCUCGGCGCUUGCCGUGAGCUCCGAUGCGGGUCUGCAGGACAUUGCGGUGCAGGAAUACUCGGCUGUUUUGCGGACCAAGAAGGCGAGACAGUUGUUCUGGAAGCAAAGGAAAGAGACAUUGGAUCCCCUCUUCGACAUUCUCCGCGCCGCAUCCGGCGCAAGCAAGGACCAGGACUCAACGCUUUGGAGUGGGGGAGGUAGUAUCCGCAGCGUGCCUGAAGGUCUUACUGGAGGUGUUGGCCUGCAGCUUCUUUACCAUGUGCUACUAGUGGUUUGGCAACUGAGCUUUGAGGGCGAGCUUGUGGGAGACGGUCUGCAAGAUGAGCACGACAUAGUAAUUCUCUACACCCACCUCCUGCGUCUGUCGCCGAAGGAGAAGACCACCCGCCUUCUCCUCUCAACCCUUCUAAACCUCCUCACUAGCAACCGCCAAACGCUCCUACCCGCCGCCGUCCUCGCCCGUCUUCCCUCCCUCCUUGGAAGCCUGAAAUCGCGCCACUUAGCCGAUCAGGAUGCCCUUGAAGAUCUUCAAGCCCUCACCGAGCUGCUAGAGGACUACACAAAUACACAAACGACCUUUGACGAGUACGCUGCAGAAGUACACUCCGGUCACCUCCGCUGGUCCCCGCCACACCGCAACCAGACCUUCUGGCGCGAAAACGCACGUCGUAUCCUCGAAGAGAACAAGGGCGAACUACCCCGCAAGCUCGCCGAGAUCCUAUCCAAGAGCUGGGAUAACGACAAGCAAGUGCUGGCUAUUGGCUGCAAUGACGUGGCAUGCCUGGUCAAGGAGGUGCCGGAGAAGAGAUACCAACUUGAGAAGCUGGGGCUGAAGGGCCGGGUCAUGGAGCUCAUGCAGGAGGCGGAUGAGAGCGUGAGGUGGGAGAGCUUGAGGGCUGUGGGCGAGUGGCUGAGGUACAGCUUCGAGUCGAAGAGCGACCUGCCUAUGCGAUAGGCAACGUCGCCCCAACUCAAAAUUCGAGGAGCGAUUGAGCCUGCCGUGAGCUUGUAUGUGUGUAUCUCUUUCCAGCUGUUAGCAUGAGCCUGUAUGUCCCGCCCUUGCGGUUGUAUUUCCCCGACAUAGAGAGAGGGCUUUCGAUAUAUGGUGAAUAGGAGAAUCUAGUACAUGACCAGAAUCGUUCGCUGAGCGUGCAAAUAGCGCACGAGGUAGAAAUGGCCUGGGGGUCCCUUAGGGUACUAAACAAGAUGCAAUUCUUCCCAAGCAUUUGGCAUCCUGAAGCGCCCCAGC